UUUUUGGGCAACAACGACUUUUAAACUUUAUUUUUCCUUUACAAAGCACAUAUAUAGCUGCCCCCGUGUUAUACAUAAACAUAUAAUCUCGGAAGAAAGAAAGAGAGAUGAAACAGAGAGAGAGAGAUUGUCUGUCUACUCCGCCUGAGAUCGCGUGAAUAAGAAGAAGAAGAAAUAGAUUUUAGUGGAGAUUCAUUGAGACUCCAAAAGCCUUUUCUACUCUGAUCAAUUAUUCUUUUUUUUUCUUCUGAAAACUAAUUUAUUUUUAAAAAAAUUCUCCGGGAAGGUUUUAUAAAAAAAGUCCUCUGUUUUUCACCGGUUACAUGCCAGUCCGCGUUCCGGUCCCGUCGAGCAGCAGCAGCCAGUUACCGGCGGCGCCAACAACAACGACAAGACGUCGCGUGGCUGAUUCUCAAGAAGAUCAUUGCCACGUCAGCACCGGAGGAGGAAACGCAGUCGUUUACGUUCCCGACGACGAGGAAGAAGACACAGCGAGCUGCAUCGGCGACAUAGGAGUAGGAGGAGGAGGAGGAGGAUUAACUCCACACCCCAACUACCUCCUCCGGUUUCUGUCUCUCCGCAGGAUCAGGCUCGUGGGGAUGCUCAUGGCGGAGAACAAAUCCCAGUGGACAGCUGCGAUGGCUCAGAACGUGAGAUCCGCCACCAAUCUCGGUCGGAUGAUUCUAUCUUUGUUAGGGAUCCUCGUCGUAGCUUUCUUUCUCGUCGUCGCUCUCUCCGGUGGACGACGGAGACACGUGGAGAAACACGAGUUCGUCGUUUCUAUCCAUGCCAGAAGUAACAUUGAGAAGAUAAUCGAAGAAGAUGAAUCUUCUUCCAAUACCGUUCGAGUCCUCGUCCAUGAGAGAAAACCGAUCCCAGAGAUUUGGAAUCAACCAGACACUGGGAACUAUCAGAAAUGUGUAGCUCGUCCUAAGAACCAAAGACCAAUAAAGAAAACCAAUUGUUACCUUGUUGUUCACGCCAACGGUGGUUUGAAUCAAAUGAGAACUGGCAUAUGUGAUAUGGUCGCAAUCGCCAAAAUAAUGAACGCUGCUCUUGUUCUUCCUUUUCUUGACCAUUCAUCUUUCUGGAGUGAUCCAAGCACGUUUAAGGACAUAUUCGACUGGAGACAUUUCAUCAAAGUGCUAGCAGAGGAUGUCGAUAUUGUCGAGUAUUUACCACAAGAGCUUGCUUCUAUCAACCCUAUUGAAAAGAAUCCUGUCUCCUGGUCCAAGGCAAGUUAUUACAGAAACUCUAUGGCAAAGUUACUGAAGAAGCAUAAGGUGAUGGUAUUCAAUCACACUGACUCUCGCCUAGGUAACAACAUCCCACAUCCUUCGAUCCAGAAGCUUAGAUGUCGCGCUAACUACGAAGCUCUUCGUUACUCUCAAGAGAUAGAGAAUCUAAGCAAAGUUCUCUCUUCAAGACUUAGACAAAACAAUGAACCCUACCUUGCUCUUCACUUGCGGUACGAGAAAGAUAUGUUGGCGUUUACCGGAUGCAACCACAGUCUAACCUCUGAGGAAUCAAUCGAUCUUGAGAAGAUGAGGUAUAGUAUUCCGCACUGGAAAGAAAAAAUGAUCAACGGUACAGAGCAGCGUCUUGAAGGCAACUGCCCCAUGACGCCGCGGGAAGCUGCCGUGUUCCUCAAGGCAAUGGGGUUUCCUUCGACCACGAAGAUCUACAUUGUCGCAGGAGAGAUCUACGGCGAAAACAGUAUGAACGCAUUCCACGAAGAGUUCCCAAACGUUUUCUCUCACUCCACAUUGGCUACAGAGGAAGAGCUUUCCACUAUUAAACCAUACCAGAACAGAUUAGCUGCUCUCGAUUACAAUUUAGCACUCGAGAGCGAUGUUUUCGCUUAUACUUACGAUGGAAACAUGGCCAAAGCGGUUCAGGGUCACCGUAGAUUCGAAGGGUUUAGAAAAACUAUUAAUCCGGAUAGGCUAAGCUUUGUGAAAUUGAUUGACCGGCUCGAUGCGGGACUAAUGUCUUGGGAAGAUUUCUCGAGGGAGGUUAAGAGAAUACAUGGGAAAAGAUUAGGAGCUCCGUAUCUUAGACGGCCAGGAAAGGCAGGCUUUAGUCCAAAGUUGGAGGAGAAUUUUUAUGCUAACCCUCUUCCUGGUUGCUUGUGUGACACUUCUGAUGAACCAACCGGUCUGAACCGGUUUGAAAGACCAAGUUUACGAGCACAAUCUCUGAGAUAACCGGAGGUGGAGGGAUGCAAACUGGUGUUUUCAAAAUACACGAGUGUUUUUUUUUGGUUUUUGAUGUAAUUAGGUUUCUUAAAAAGUUAAUUAUAAUUAUUGUAGGAACUUGGAGAUAUAUAUAGAUAAAGUUGUAGUC
Messenger RNA from Raphanus sativus (radish), 2346 nucleotides. Its product is annotated as protein FRIABLE 1-like. The coding region runs from base 324 to 2207 and encodes 627 amino acids. Gene Ontology annotation, cellular component: cytoplasm. The record is from RefSeq and is a predicted model, not a curated record. NCBI's taxonomy places the organism in Eukaryota, Viridiplantae, Streptophyta, Magnoliopsida, Brassicales, Brassicaceae. The transcript has 8 exons.